GAGACGGCGUCGCGGUUGCCGUGGCAACGGCGGGGCGGAGGGCCCGCGGUCACCGCCGUCACCCCGGCCAGUCCCCACAUCCUGGCCCCUCCCGGGGAGCCGCCGCACCGCCCCCGCCCGCACACCGGCCGAAAUAAGUAAACAUGAAUGAGGUAGUGGAGACUCUAAGAAACAUAGAGCAGAACUACAAGAUCUUCCAGCAGCAGCAGUUUACAUUUACCAGAGCAUUGGAUCACACCCGAGAGGAGGCCCAUGACUUGCUCAGACCUGUGGCCAGCAUCGUGCAGGUGCAGGUCCUCAAGGACCAACACUGCAUCAGUGCCACCGACAGGCGCAUCCUCAACAUGUUCAUCUCCAUCUGCAACGACCUCCGCAACCUCUGCCAGAAGCUGGAAACGGUGCAUCCCGGGGACCAGGUGACCAACGGCCUUUUGGAGAGGUGCAAAGUGCUCCUGAACGACAGCAAUGACCUCAGUGCCAUCAGGGCCACAUACCCCCACGGUGUUGUGAAUUACCUGAGCUUUGAAGAAGCAAGGCAUACUUACGGAGGUGUGGUGAGCCUCAUCCCCAUCGUCAUAGACCACCUGAAGGAGUGGGUAACCUACACUAAAAGGCACCUGCUGCAUCAAGUGAGUCAUGGACGUGGCAUCUCCAAGAAGGAGGCACCCACUUCCCAAAAACCAUCUUCUGUGCGCUUUGCAGCCCACACCUCCGUUAGUAACAAAAAUACUGUGCAAUUGCAGGAAAAGGAUUUCCAGAAGUUCCUGCUUGAAAAUCAACGUCCGAAACAAAAAGCUCCCUGGAGGCCACCGGGCAAACACCCCUAUUGAAGGAUCACACCUUCUGCUUACCACCUUUAGUCAGCUGGCUGAUUAAAGACAGUGAAAUGCAUACUAGAGAUCUGCCCUGAGUCCACUUCCUGAAGAGUUGCUCUGCCAGCCAGCCUGGGACAGACGCACACUCUCUCCCUUGCUGAUAUUUCCAGUCAAAGUCAUAUCCUGACAGAAGUAGCUGCAGCUACACCUGGUCCAUGGGACCAGCACUGCAGCGGGAGCAGGGAAUAGUCAAGAGUCAUCAGGUUGUAAUCCCUCAGACAUGAAUCUUGGACAAGCUACCUGAAAUGGGAUUUUACACUUUCUGAGGAACAUCCCCUCACUCGCCACAGCCAGCGGGGUGAAGAACCUGAGUGUCUGAAGGACAUGACCCAGAGCACCAAAGGCCUGUUAUUAUGGAUUCAGACAUGUCUUUGAGAUUUAGACUUGUCCCCAAAAUUCCCUCACCCUCACUGAAAUUGUUUGGCUUUCUGGACCCCAGGAUCCAUGUGUACAGGACACUGAUGUGUCUCCUGUACAUGCCACUGGCCACAGAGGUCAGUGUGCUCCAGCCGUGCUCUGCUCCACCUUUCCUGCAGGUUCUACACCACAGAACAUCUCCCCUUGACCUGUUUGACUCCUUUGCUAUCAAAGCCAGAGAUGUAAAGGAAAGCAGAGUUCAGUUUGCCCCUAGUUUGUGUGUACUGACACAAAACACCCCUGUGCUCCUCAGGCCUCUGCAAAACUGAAAGUCAUUUCCAACCCAAGUGAUUCGUUGGAAUCUGGUGGGAACAGAGAGGGUGAAAGCUGUGGCCACGUUCAGAUGGUUCCUUUUAAAACUGCAAGUUAAACUGUCUGUGCUUUCCCUUUUUCAAGAUGAGAAUCCAGCUUGUCUGGCUCUCAAGGAUGUCAGGAGGCUCAGUUCAUUAAAACAUGUGAAAUAUGUCUUCAUACCAGCUUUCAUACCAGCCCUUGGCAACUCCAGCACAGUUUAUCCCAGUGCUGGAAGCACCUCUCAUUCCAGCCUGCUCUGGGAGGGUCAGCAGAGCCCCGUUCUCUGGAGCUGAUAGAGGUUUUUAGGGUGCUUUUAAUCAAGCACUGUUAACUACAAACUGAAGAUCUGAGUGAUGCAGUGUCUGCCCUGUAUCUCACUGCUCUUUUCCCCUCCUGCAGGCAAAUCACCUCCUGCUCUUUGCUUCCUGUUGGAAGACACUCCUGAAUAAACAAUUUCCCUUUGCAUAUCUGGCUCAGUUUGCUAAAAUUAUGAGAAAGCUUCUGCCUUAAGAUGACCAUUCUCUGGCAACAAGCAGCUAAAAAAGGAGAAUUAAUACAGAGGAGGGAGCAUAGGGAGGAAUGAGAACUCAAGGGAAGUGGGAAGUAUUUUCAGCAGCAUUUUUAUUCCUCACAUAACCCCACUUUCUUUUGCACUUUUUUCCUAUCCCUAUCCACUGGUACUGCAGUGCACCCAAUCCUCUCUGGAGUAGAAGCCUAUUUUUAGGGAGAUAUCCAAGUGAACUGACCCUUGGUGGACUCAAAAUGGUAACGAAGGGUCACAGAGAGACUCCCGGGCACUCUUGGGGCCAAGGCCAGUGGAACGUCACCGUCACCCUCUCCGGCUGCACUUGAGAGCCCUGGUGCUGAGGCAGCUUCAGGCUGAAAAAUCCCAGUUGCUGGCAGCUGCCCUGUUGUGUUUCAUGUUGCAGACAAGUGUCCAAUGACAGUUGCUGCCUUGGAAAGUUUUUCAGAACAAGCCCAGGCUAUGAGGACUGAACGCUGACAAGUGUCAGGGACACGAGAGAUGCUGCUCCCAGAUCUUGUUUCCAACCUUCCUGGCUCUGUCCUAUAGUUUAAAUUUGAACACACACAGGCUCUGAUGAGACCAAAAUUAUCCUCCAGUUUGUAGGUCACUUUGAGCUUCCCUGUAUGAGCACAGCACAAAUGGCUGGGCAGAGCUGUCCUACCAAACCCAGCCCACCACCGCUGCUCAAACCCCAGCGCAGUUGUCAUUUUGCACUUGACCAAAGUGAUACACAAAAGAAACAGUUCCCAAAUCUUAAUAAUAAGAUUCAUACACACCUAAUAAGGUGAUACACACAUGAAACAGUUCCCAAAUCUUAAUAAUAAUUUCUAGCCUGGCCUUAUCCUUUCAGUCAGUGUCACGCAGCCAAAAUUUUAAGACCCAAGCAGAAAAAUGAGUGCAUAAAACUUGCAGUCUGAGGUUUGAUAAUGACAAGACCAGAAUCUGUUGGAAGACUGCAAAGUUAAGUCUCACAAAAACAUCUAGACAAAUUACUUAAUUUCCAUACAAGUUCUCCUCUUCCAGAGCGGAUGGACACUUCAAAAGACAAAAAGAUACAGCAAGAAUUGUUUUUCUCUACUACAAAUCAAGCUGUUUGAAGAAUUUACAUAAACA
This is a messenger RNA of Lepidothrix coronata (blue-crowned manakin), 3225 nucleotides long. It is a transcript of the gene SPACA9, whose product is annotated as sperm acrosome associated 9. Gene Ontology annotation, cellular component: acrosomal vesicle; ciliary base; sperm flagellum. The transcript has 4 exons. The coding region runs from base 144 to 830 and encodes 228 amino acids. Lineage: Eukaryota; Metazoa; Chordata; Aves; Passeriformes; Pipridae. The record is from RefSeq and is a predicted model, not a curated record.